Molecule: messenger RNA, 2106 nt
Organism: Camponotus floridanus (Florida carpenter ant)
Lineage: Eukaryota; Metazoa; Arthropoda; Insecta; Hymenoptera; Formicidae
Product: probable ATP-dependent RNA helicase DDX55 homolog
Exons: 8
Coding region: 165-1931 (588 amino acids)
Cellular component (GO): nucleolus
Molecular function (GO): ATP binding; nucleic acid binding
Source: RefSeq, a predicted model, not a curated record
GGUAUAAUGUGCACAAUUUCUGGUUUCGUUCCGUGCUAUGUGCACGAAAUGCUGGUAGCACGUAGCACCACAGAUUAAUAGAACUGCUACCGCUAAAAAGAACAAACUUAUAUAUCAAGUUAUUUUAUUGAGAUACAUACAAAAUAGAAAUAUAAAGGUUUAUAAUGAAAACAGAAAAAUGGGAAGAAUUAGAUGUGCGAUUAAGCGAUCCUGUAUUAAAAACACUUAGACAAUUAAGAUUUCUCGAUAUGACACCAGUUCAGGCAGCUUGUAUACCAUUAUUAUUGAGUGGUAAAGAUGUUGCAGCAGAAGCAGUUACAGGUAGCGGAAAAACACUUGCUUUUCUUGUUCCUCUAUUGGAAAUAUUACAAAAACGACCAGAUAAAUGGAAAACUAUAGAAGUAGGAGCAAUAAUAAUUAGUCCUACAAGAGAGCUGGCUACACAGAUUAGUGAAAUUUUAGAAAAAUUCUUAGAAAAACUUCCAUCAUUGAAGCAAGUAUUAUUAGUUGGAGGUGUGACACUUAAAGAAGAUGCAGAAAAUUUGAAGAAAGGAGUGAAUAUUAUUGUUGCUACACCUGGCAGAUUAGAAGAUAUUUUAUCCAAUUGUAGUUCCAUUAAUUUGAAUUUGUGCAUAAAAUCUUUGGAAUUUCUUGUUUUAGACGAAGCAGAUAGAUUGCUAGAUUUAGGAUUCUCUGCAACUUUAGACAGCAUUUUAAGUUAUUUGCCACGUCUUAGGAGAACAGGAUUAUUUUCUGCAACACAGACGAAAGAAUUACAACAAUUAAUUAGAGCAGGUCUGAGAAAUCCAGCAUUGGUAGUUGUCAAAGAGAAGUCUAAUAUUUCAACGCCUGUAAAUUUGAACAAUAGUUACACAAUUGUUCAACCUGAGCACAAAUUAUCAAUAAUGAUAGAUUUUAUACGCUCAAUAGGAUUUAAAACAAAAUAUAUGAUAUUUUUAUCUACUUGUGCAUGUGUGGAUUACUUUAGUCGAGUUAUACAAGUGUUGUUACCAUCAAUAAAUGUGCUAGCUCUACAUGGUAAAAUGAAAAGCAAGAGAUAUAAAAUAUUUGAUGAAUUUCGACAAGCUGAAAAUGGUAUUUUGAUAUGUACAGAUGUAAUGGCUCGUGGGAUUGAUAUAUCUGAAAUAAACUGGGUAUUACAAUAUGAUCCUCCAUCUACUGCCAGUAGUUUUGUACACAGAUGUGGUAGAACUGCUAGAAUUGGCAAUGAAGGAAAUGCAUUACUAUUUCUUCUAGAGACAGAAGAUGCAUAUGUAGAUUUUGUUAAAAGAAAUCAAAAAGUAGAACUGCAACAAAUAAAAACAAAACCAAAUGUCAAUAUCAUCGAAGAAUGCUUGCAAUGUAUGAGGCAUCUCCAACAAAAAGAUCGACUUAUGUUCGAUAAAGCAAAUCGCGCAUUUGUUUCAUAUAUACAAUCUUAUAGUAAACAUGAAUGCAGUUUAAUUCUUCGAUUAAAAGAUAUUGAUAUGGGAAAGUUGGCGAUGGGUUUUGGAUUAUUGAAAAUGCCAAAAAUGCCUGAGCUUAAAGGAAAGGAUGUGUCGUUUUUUGUUAGUCCUGAAAUUGAUAUAAACGCGAUACCUUAUGCGAACAAACAACGCGAAUUGCAUAGAAUAGAAAAAUUAACUAAAUAUCAAAACACAGGCAUUUGGUCAACGAAUCAUAAACGUAAACGGAAACAAACUGAAUCCUGGUCAGAAAGCAAGAAAAAAAAACUCGAAAGGCAAGAGAAACGAAAUAAACGAAAGGAAAAGAAGAAAUUAAAACAGGAAGUUUCAAGUUCCAGUAAAAAAAAGAGGAAACAAAUUAAAGAGGAAGAUCUUGAAGAAUUGGCGAAAGAUAUAGCGUUAAUUAAAAAAUUCAAGAAAAAGAAGAUCUCGCAAGAAGAGUUUGAUGCGGCGUUUGGAGUCUAAAAAUAUUAGUUAUAUAUAAGACAUAUGAGAUAUAAGAAUCUCGCAGAGAAAAUUCACGUUCCUGUUUGCGAAUUGUAAAAUUUGCGCACUUAAUCAAACAUAAGAUUCGUUUCUACAAGGCCCACGGUGCUUAUCCCUUCUCUCUUUCUCCCCACCUUUGCUCCAUCUUUAAAAG